Coccomyxa subellipsoidea C-169 is the source of this 971-nucleotide messenger RNA. RefSeq lists its product as hypothetical. The record is from RefSeq and is a predicted model, not a curated record. The transcript is spliced from 3 exons. Lineage: Eukaryota; Viridiplantae; Chlorophyta; Trebouxiophyceae; Coccomyxaceae. The coding region runs from base 136 to 300 and encodes 54 amino acids.
GCAUCUCAGUCGGAGCUACUACCACUGACUGAAGUGUUCCUUGACAGAGAUGACGCCAUCAGGAACGGCCUCAUCAUUGAUGGUACCCGCUAUGAGGUGCACAGGCAUCAUCCGCCUCUUGUGUAUGGGCGAACAAUGACAGACGAGCCUGAAAGCAGCGAAGGCGCUGCCAUUUGCAAGGUUGAGGAUGGGCCUGGCGGAUCCUCAGCAUUUGCUGUGAUCACUUACAAGAUGCCGAAUGUGUCAGCACGGAUGGUGCAGCUGCUCACAGACUUCUGCAAUGCAGAGCUCAAGCAUUGAAUAGAAGAGCGCACGACACGUGGCGGUGCUUUUUGAACAUCUGGCUGUUUGCAGGCAUGCGUGUUUUACAUAUGCUGCGGUCCUGUGCAAAUUCUUUUGUGUUGUCAUCAUGAUUGCAAGCAUACCUAUAUAAUGAUUAUAUCGAUGUUCUUGGUUUUUUGCGGGAGUCUGUCCGGGGAUCCCCUGCCGCGAUUAUCUAGCCUGCCGCGAUAUAGUUAUCCGCAAACCUUGGAGGUUUGCGGAUAACUCUUUAAACUUCUAUUCUUGGUUGCCUCAGAAGGCGUGAAUAUCAAAUCCAAACUGCCACUGCUGCGGUUGGCUGCAGCUGCAAGCAGCUGAACUCAUCAAGACCUAGGACCUAGGACUACUGUCAUAUUUCCUGCCUGCCAGGCAUAGACUGCUGAUGUCAACAGCACAAUGUGCAGCAUACAGUGGGCCCAAGGCUAUGUGGUUGCUGCCUAGGGGAACAGGGCCUUGUCAAGAGCCAAAACUUGAUAUAAUUCAUUCCAGAUUACCUCAGGUUGCUAGGGCGGCUUCAAGCUGGCAUGUUGGCAACAUUGGCGCCGACCGGGCCGGCCGGGGCCCGGGGCCCGCAGCUGCAUUCAGGUAGCUGCCAGAAUGUCAUAAAUUCAGAUCGGCCAUUUGCAAAUCUUUGACAUCUUUUCAGAGCC